AUGGCUGCGGAUCGUUCCCCCUGGCGUGUACUCGGCAAAGCACUUGGGUUUGCCAACCGCGACCAGGAGCUCUGGUGGCUCAACACGUCUCCCUUCUUCAAUAAUCUUCUCAAUCAAUGUGGCUAUGAGGUGCAUGAACAAUACCACUACCUGUGUUUCUACCAUAAACACAUUGUCCCUGUCCUGGGCUCCUUUAUCCGCCCUGGAAACUCCCCAGACCACCUCAGCUGUUUCACUCCAGAAGGUUAUCCCUUCGAAUUGAGCGUGAACUUCCAAGAAGACCGGUCUAUCCUUCGACUCGGUUGCGGACCCGUCGGUCCCUUCGCCGGCACGGAACACGACCCCCUGAACAAAUUCAUGACGCGCGAGCUGCUGGCAAAAGCUGCUCAGAUUGACCCUGCAAUCGACCUGCGGUGGUUUGAUUACUUCGAGUCCCAGUUCAUCCUGCCCACCGAGCAGGCAAGAACUGUCUCCGAGCAUGUAGUCCGCCAUGGACGGCAGACCAGCCAGCUUGCCUUUGACCUCAAGAACGGGGGUGUCGUCGCGAAGGCUUACGUCUUCGUCCUUCCCAAGUCGAUCGCAACGGGCGUGCCGACUGUCACCUUGGCCCUCAACGCCAUAGAGGGUCUGGCAGACGCGGACUUUGGAUCCAGCCUGGCUCUCCUUCGAGAGUACCUGCUACCGGGACCUGACUCCGACGCUCCUCGCUCGGAAGUCAUGCUCAUAGGGGUCGACUGCGUGGAGCCCCAAAGCUCGCGCCUCAAGCUAUACCUCGUCAACACGCACCUCUGUCUCGAGAACAUGCGUGCCUUCUGGACUCUUGGCGGUCGCCUGAGCGACUCGACCACCAUGAAAGGUUUGGAGAUUGCCGAGAACCUGUGGAAUCUGCUGGGGCUCAGCGACACCGUGUAUGAAACGGUGGACGUGGACAAGUUGCCUUUGACAUUCAACUACGAAUUGAAAGAGAAAGAGCAGGCCCCAAAGCCGCAGCUGUAUCUCCCUGUUCAAGGCAAGGGUGAUGAGUUCGUGGCGGACGCUUUGACCGAGUUUUUCAAGUUUUUGGACUGGCAGGGAUUUGCUUGUCGCUAUAAGCAGGACUUGAUCUCGAAUUUUCCUUGCCGAGACCUCAAGGGAUCGACUGCGGUUCAGCGCUGGAUUGCCUUUUCUUUCACGGAACGGACGGGUGUUUAUUUGACCAUUUACUUUCAUGCAAUUGGUGGGGAUGUAGGGCGUUUGUAG
Messenger RNA from Aspergillus steynii IBT 23096, 1239 nucleotides. Its product is annotated as putative dimethylallyl tryptophan synthase. The transcript is spliced from 2 exons. The coding region runs from base 1 to 1239 and encodes 412 amino acids. Gene Ontology annotation, molecular function: transferase activity, transferring alkyl or aryl (other than methyl) groups. The record is from RefSeq and is a predicted model, not a curated record. Gene Ontology annotation, biological process: alkaloid metabolic process. NCBI's taxonomy places the organism in Eukaryota, Fungi, Ascomycota, Eurotiomycetes, Eurotiales, Aspergillaceae.